Anarrhichthys ocellatus (wolf-eel) is the source of this 1315-nucleotide messenger RNA. RefSeq names its product plasma kallikrein-like. The transcript is spliced from 9 exons. Bases 25 to 1167 code for a protein of 380 amino acids. NCBI's taxonomy places the organism in Eukaryota, Metazoa, Chordata, Actinopteri, Perciformes, Anarhichadidae. Gene Ontology annotation, cellular component: extracellular region. The record is from RefSeq and is a predicted model, not a curated record. Gene Ontology annotation, biological process: proteolysis. Gene Ontology annotation, molecular function: protein binding.
CUCACUGGCUUCAGAACUGAGAACAUGGAAACACUUUGGAUUUUGGGGGUCCUGCUGUCUAUCUGCAGCCUCUCCUUUAGUCAAGAAUGUAAUCAACAGCUUCAGGAGGAUGUAGAUUUCCCUGGAACAGACAUCAAAUUCGUCUUCUCUCCUGAUGCCAACCACUGUCAGCAGCUUUGCACCCAGCACCCCUCCUGUCUCUACUUUACCUUUAUUCGUGCUGACUGGACCAAAGACAACAGGCACUUCUACUGCUACUUCAAGAAGAGUUCCUCUGGACAGCCCAAUGUGCGGACUCCACUGCAGGGUGUCACCUCUGGAUUUUCUCUCAAACCCUGCAGCUCAGAACCACAGCCUUGUCUGCCUCAGCUGUACCAUAACGUGGACUUUUUCGGGGCAGACUACCAAACCUUGUUCACAGCCGACUACGAUGAGUGUCAGAGAGCCUGCACACGGGACCCUGCCUGUCAGUUCUUUACUUUUAUUAAUGGGGUCUUCACACCAGAGAGGAUCAGGUACAAGUGCCACCUUAAAUUCAGCUGGUCAGCACCAAUAACUUCUAUUGUUGAAAGGAAAACUGGUGUAGUAUCUGGAUUCUCCCACAAUACAGAAAUAACUCAAGAAGUGAAACCAGCAUGUGAAGGAAAGCUUUUUCCAAGCACUGACAUCCCAGGAAAUGACGUUGUGGUUCUUCCUGCUGCCUCUCCUGAACACUGUCAGACUCUGUGCUCUGCUCAUCCAGUCUGCACCUUCUUCUCUUUUGUCAGUGACAAAUUUAAUUGUCAUCUGAAGAACAACAAAAAUGAAAUGGUUCCCAAAACCAAAGAAGGAGUCACAUCUGGAUUACCAGCACGCUUCUGUCAGCUGGAUAACAGCUGGGUGAAGGCAACUUUUGAAGGAGUAGAUUUCGGAGGUAAUGACAUUCGCUAUGAGCUGAUGGACGAUGCAGACACUUGUCAGAGGACCUGUAGUGAUGAACCUACAUGCCAGUUCUACACCUAUGUCAAUACAAACUUCUUCAACAGUGAUUACAGGCGCCGCUGCUACCUCAAGCGUGCCAUCACCAUGCCUGCUCCUCCUAAAGUUACCAAACUGGCCAAUGUUGUAUCAGGCUUCCAACUGAGGAACUGCGUGAAUAGUGCUCCACACACAGAUGUUCUUACUUAGUUCUUUAUUAUGGACACUUGAUCUGUUGGUGGUUCCUAACAUCAUUUGAUUGCUGUUCAAGCUGCAGAUGAUUCUUUUUGUGUGUAAACAAGAACAAUAAAACAGAUCAAUGUGGGCCGUCAGGGCCUGCAAGGCCUUCUCUGCUGGC